This is a messenger RNA of Passer domesticus (house sparrow), 5204 nucleotides long. Its product is annotated as rootletin-like. Lineage: Eukaryota; Metazoa; Chordata; Aves; Passeriformes; Passeridae. The coding region runs from base 339 to 5204 and encodes 1621 amino acids. The transcript has 24 exons. The record is from RefSeq and is a predicted model, not a curated record.
UGGAGCUGUCAACAGCUCGUGAAUUUUGGGGCUUGGACCUUGCAAAAGCCAACGGCACUUUGAUAUUGUGCUAUUGACCCUGCAAAGGCCAAGAACCUUUGAAUAUUGGUGUUUACAUCUUGCAAAGGCCAAGGGCCUUUGGUCACUGGGGUUUAGACCCUAGAAAGGCCAAGGGCCUUUGGAUAUCGGGGUUUGAACCCUGCAAAGGCCAAGGGCCUUUGGAUCUUGGGGUUUGAACCCUGCCAAGGCCAAGGGCCUUUGGUCACUGGGGUUUAAGCCCUGCCAAGACCAAGGGCCUUUGGUCACUGGUAUUUUCUCGCUUCUUGUGGAAGGGGCAGAUGGAGACCCGGCGGGGAGCUCGAGGGCUUUCUCACCAGGGACGUUCCUCCAGAGCCCCUGAGGUGCUGGUAGACAACCGUGACAGCAUGGCCAAUUCCAACAUCUGCACCGACAAUCCUGGGAACAUCCUCUCAACUCAGACAUCCACUGACAAACAGUAUCCCUGUCAAUUGGUUCGGGAAGCUACAGAGAAUUGUGUGCGCAUGUGGCAACAAUUUGAUCAAAUGGAGGAGAGUACCCAGAGGAUCAGAGGCCAAUACCAGCUCAUAGACACUCUGCUAGAAGAAAUCAGAAGUGACUGUGCAAACCUUGAGAAGUCCAGGGAAAUGCUGCUGCAAUGCACUGGAAUCCCGGAGCCAGGAGCCUUGCGUCUGCACCAGCAGAACACCAAACAGCGGAAGGAAGCGUCAGCCCAGGAGGAAAAGGCAGAGCAGCAGGACUGGAUGGAGGUUUCCCAGGAGGAGGAUUCAUCAAGCUGGUCUCUGGAGCAGCUGAGCUGGGAAUCCUCUGACCAAGGGCACGCAGCAGCCCAGGCAUGCAGAGAGGAGGAGCUGCUGGGCCAGAAGGCUGAGCUUGAGGGCCGACUGGCAGCCACAGAGUGGCUCCAACAAGACCUUUCCAGGCAGCUGGCAGAGACCAGGUCAGCAAAGGAGAGCCUGCAAUCCAGGCUGUUUGCUGCUCAGCAGCAGAUAGAUCAGCUGGAGAUGAGCAGGAAGCAUGUGGAGGCAGAGCUGCAAGCUGAGCUGCAGGAAGCUCGCAGUGAAGUCCAGGCAGCACAGAGGAGGCACAAGGAAGAGCUGCAAGGCCUCAAAAAGGAAAUUAAUCUCGUCCUUGCCCAUAGAGAGGCUCUACAAAAGCAGGUGGCAGAGUUGACAUCUCAGCUGGCAGCCUGCCGAGAGUGCCAGGAAAAGACUGUGCAGAGAGCCCAGCAAGAUGUGAGGGAGGCCCAGCAAGAGUCCAGGCAGAAGCUCUCAGAGGUUGAGCAUGUCCAGAAGCUGCUGGAGGAGGCAGAACAUCGGAACAAGGAGCUGCAAGUGCAUCCUGAGUAUUUGGAGAGCAAAUGGAUCCAGUGGGAAGAAAUGGCACGGCAGAAUUCAGAAUUGCAGGCUUCCGUCAAUGCCCUAGAGAGGGAAAAAGCCAGGCUGAUUCUGACUGUGGAGGAAAAGAACCUGUGCCUUAGAACACUGGAAGAACAGAACAUGGUGCUGAAAAAUUCUGUAUCUCAGUGUCAAUCUGCUCUUCAGGAGACAGAGCAGCUCUAUUCUGAGCAUAGAAGAGAAUUGAUGGCGCUCAACACCCGGGCCUGGGCCCUGCUGGAGGCAGUGAGGGAGAAGGCAGCUUGCCAAGAAUCUCGAGAGAAGCAGCUGGCAACUGAGGAGUCUGAGCUGUGUGUGAGCCUCCAGAGCUCUGAGGAAAGAGCAGAGGCCAUUGCCUCACAGUGUCAGGCCAUGGAGCUGGAGCUGAGGAAGAGACAGGCUGAGAGAGACAAUCUCAGGGCUCGCAAUAAGGAGCUGCUGAAACAGCUGGAGCAAACAAUGUUGAGGGCAGAACACCUGAAAAUCUCUCUGGAAUGUUCCCAGAAGAAAGACACCAUUGCCCAAAAGGAAGAGGAUGUGAUUCUUCGUCACUCUCUGCAGAAGAAACUGGAAAACCUGGAGAAGGAAAGGAACCAUGUUCAGCAUGAACAGGAAUUGUACCAGCAGCACAUGAGAUAUCUGGAAAAGGAGAAUGAAAUGCAUGAAGCUAACAUGCAAAGUCAAAAGGAACAAAUGCAACAACUGGACACUGAAAAGGAAACCAAGCUGGCGGAGUGGGAGCAUGGGGCUGCUGCUUUGCAGAAAUGGAGGGAGUAUGCUCAGAUACUGAGUGCUGCACUGAACAAGAGUGAAAUUGCCAAAGGGGCUCUGAAGAAGCGCUUGGACAUCCUGAAAGGAAAUAUCCAGGCAGGCAGAGGCAUUGACUUUCAGUCCAGUCCAGUGCCCCUGAAUUAUUCCAGUGGUGUUUCCCAUGAAGAGGUUUCCCAGGAGGAGGAUUCAUCAAGCUGGUCUCUGGAGCAGCUGAGCUGGGAAUCCUCUGACCAAGGGCACGCAGCAGCCCAGGCAUGCAGAGAGGAGGAGCUGCUGGGCCAGAAGGCUGAGCUUGAGGACCGACUGGCAGCCACAGAGUGGCUCCAACAAGACCUUUCCAGGCAGCUGGCAGAGACCAGGUCAGCAAAGGAGAGCCUGGAAUCCAAGCUGUUUGCUGCUCAGCAGCAGAUAGCUCAGCUGGAGAUGAACAGGAAGCGUGUGGAGGCAGAGCUGCAAGCUGAGCUGCAGAAAGCUAACAGAGAAGUCCAGGCAGCACAGAGGAGGCACAAGGCAGAGCUGCAAGGCCUCAAAGAGGAAAUGAAUCUUCUCCUUGAGCAGAGGGAGGCUCUACAAAUGCAGGUGGCAGAGUUGACAUCUCAGCUGGCAGCCUGCCGAGAGUGCCAGGAAAAGACUGUGCAGAGAGCCCAGCAAGAUGUGAGGGAGGCCCAGGAAGAGUCCAGGCAGAAGCUCUCGGAGGUUGAGCAUGUCCAGAAGCUGCUGGAGGAGGCAGAACAUCGGAACAAGGAGCUGCAAGUGCAUCCUGAGUAUUUGGAGGGCAAAUGGAUCCAGUGGGAAGAAGUGGCACGGCAGAAUUCAGAAUUGCAUGCUUCCGUCAAUGCCCUAGAGAGGGAAAAAGCCAGGCUGAUUCUGACUGUGGAGGAAAAGAACCUGUGCCUUAGAACACUGGAAGAACAGAACAUGGUGCUGAAAAAUUCCGUAUCUCAGUGUCAAUCUGCUCUUCAGGAGACAGAGCAGCUCUAUUCUGAGCAUAGAAGAGAAUUGAUGGCGCUCAACACCCGGGCCUGGGCCCUGCUGGAGGCAGUGAGGGAGAAGGCAGCUUGCCAAGAAACUCGAGAGAAGCAGCUGGCAACUGAGGAGUCUGAGCUGUGUGUGAGGCUCCAGAGCUCUGAGGAAAGAGCAGAGGCCAUUGCCUCACAGUGUAAGGCCAUGGAGCUGGAGCUGAGGAAGAGACAGGCUGAGAGAGACAAUCUCAGGGCUCGCAAUAAGGAGCUACUGAAACAGCUGGAGCAAACAAUGUUGAGGGCAGAACACCUGAAAAUCUCUCUGGAAUGUUCCCAGAAGAAAGACACCAUUGCCCAAAAGGAAGAGGAUGUGAUUCUUCGUCACUCUCUGCAGAAGAAACUGGAAAACCUGGAGAAGGAAAGGAACCAUGUUCAGCAUGAACAGGAAUUGUACCAGCAGCACAUGAGAUAUCUGGAAAAGGAGAAUGAAAUGCAUGAAGCUAACAUGCAAAGUCAAAAGGAACAAAUGCAACAACUGGACACUGAAAAGGAAACCAAGCUGGCGGAGUGGGAGCAUGGGGCUGCUGCUUUGCAGAAAUGGAGGGAGUAUGCUCAGAUACUGAGUGCUGCACUGAACAAGAGUGAAAUUGCCAAAGGGGCUCUGAAGAAGCGCUUGGACAUCCUGAAAGGAAAUAUCCAGGCAGGCAGAGGCAUUGACUUUCAGUCCAGUCCAGUGCCCCUGAAUUAUUCCAGUGGUGUUUCCCAUGAAGAGGUUUCCCAGGAGGAGGAUUCAUCAAGCUGGUCUCUGGAGCAGCUGAGCUGGGAAUCCUCUGACCAAGGGCACGCAGCAGCCCAGGCAUGCAGAGAGGAGGAGCUGCUGGGCCAGAAGGCUGAGCUUGAGGGCCGACUGGCAGCCACAGAGUGGCUCCAACAAGACCUUUCCAGGCAGCUGGCAGAGACCAGGUCAGCAAAGGAGAGCCUGGAAUCCAAGCUGUUUGCUGCUCAGCAGCAGAUAGCUCAGCUGGAGAUGAACAGGAAGCGUGUGGAGGCAGAGCUGCAAGCUGAGCUGCAGAAAGCUAACAGAGAAGUCCAGGCAGCACAGAGGAGGCACAAGGCAGAGCUGCAAGGCCUCAAAGAGGAAAUGAAUCUUCUCCUUGAGCAGAGGGAGGCUCUACAAAUGCAGGUGGCAGAGUUGACAUCUCAGCUGGCAGCCUGCCGAGAGUGCCAGGAAAAGACUGUGCAGAGAGCCCAGCAAGAUGUGAGGGAGGCCCAGGAAGAGUCCAGGCAGAAGCUCUCGGAGGUUGAGCAUGUCCAGAAGCUGCUGGAGGAGGCAGAACAUCGGAACAAGGAGCUGCAAGUGCAUCCUGAGUAUUUGGAGGGCAAAUGGAUCCAGUGGGAAGAAGUGGCACGGCAGAAUUCAGAAUUGCAUGCUUCCGUCAAUGCCCUAGAGAGGGAAAAAGCCAGGCUGAUUCUGACUGUGGAGGAAAAGAACCUGUGCCUUAGAACACUGGAAGAACAGAACAUGGUGCUGAAAAAUUCCGUAUCUCAGUGUCAAUCUGCUCUUCAGGAGACAGAGCAGCUCUAUUCUGAGCAUAGAAGAGAAUUGAUGGCGCUCAACACCCGGGCCUGGGCCCUGCUGGAGGCAGUGAGGGAGAAGGCAGCUUGCCAAGAAACUCGAGAGAAGCAGCUGGCAACUGAGGAGUCUGAGCUGUGUGUGAGGCUCCAGAGCUCUGAGGAAAGAGCAGAGGCCAUUGCCUCACAGUGUAAGGCCAUGGAGCUGGAGCUGAGGAAGAGACAGGCUGAGAGAGACAAUCUCAGGGCUCGCAAUAAGGAGCUACUGAAACAGCUGGAGCAAACAAUGUUGAGGGCAGAACACCUGAAAAUCUCUCUGGAAUGUUCCCAGAAGAAAGACACCAUUGCCCAAAAGGAAGAGGAUGUGAUUCUUCGUCACUCUCUGCAGAAGAAACUGGAAAACCUGGAGAAGGAAAGGAACCAUGUUCAGGUUGGCAGAUGCCACAAAGGGCCAUUUCUCAGCUAUGUUUGGACCUUGUGUUAG